Molecule: messenger RNA, 1353 nt
Organism: Oncorhynchus mykiss (rainbow trout)
Lineage: Eukaryota; Metazoa; Chordata; Actinopteri; Salmoniformes; Salmonidae
Source: RefSeq, a predicted model, not a curated record
GGUGAAGGGAUUAUGUCUAGAUCAAAGUGUUAUCAUCCAUUUUGUCCAUGUUCUCUCUUCCUCCAGCCGGUGAUCAGCUUAGACGGGAGAAUCUCAUACACCUUCACCAGCGAGGGAAUGAACACUGUUACGGCCCAAGUGUCUUCAGCCAACGCCAUACCGCAAGACACCAAGACGAUAGCCGUCCAAGAGUUCUUCAAAUCUCUGCUUUUAUCUUUCUCCCCUAAUCUGGACGAGUACAAGCCUGACAUCCCCGAGUGGAGACAGGAUGUGGGGAGAGUCAUUAAGAAGGCUCUGCUCCAAUACCCUUGGUGGAUUCCAUCCCGAGACACAGCAGUUCAGCAAUGCUGAUGCUCCCAUCAGCAGUAUUCCUUGGUUUAGCAGUGUUUUUUAUCUACAAAUUCAAGAUUUAUGUAUAGUACAUUAUGAUUAUAUCUUUGAACACUAUAUCGAAGCACAGUUCAAAUCACCUGCCAUCGUCGUUAACCUUUUCACACGUACCAACAAACAGGUGUGAUCAUUCUACAGUGGUGCCUGCAGCGUACGCUCAAACCAGUGUGAUUAGAAUGCUUAUUUAAAACGCCCAGUUUCGAUUGACGCAACAGACAGCAUUUGAGCUGGCCACACUGUUUUUUCACAGAAAAAUUUUGCAAGAACUAAUGUCCAGAAUGUGACCAGUUUAUUUUUGGAUGCAAUGUUCAGACAUUUACAGAAGUAUCUACAUCAUAACGCAAUCAUCCAAACCGGAAAAUGUAGGGAUGUAAAUGAGCUAAUAGCAAUUAACAUGUAUACAUAAUCACAUCACUGGCGAGCUCACCUUUGAUCAAAAUAAUUGAGUAAAACACUUGCUAGAAAUCGAAAGUAAUCCGACGAUGGGUAGUUUGUGCUCUACCAUGUAUGUUUUUUUUCUCGCAUCAACCAAAGAUCAUAAGAGGAGACAAGAUGAGUUGUGUCUGUAUAUAGUAUAUAUGUUGAAGGUGAUGUGUCAUCUACCUCACCAUAUUAUAACAUAUAUGGUCUAACAGACUUUUACGUGAAACCCACAUUGCAUUGUAUGUCAACAAACAUGGCUCCACACAUAGCUGGCAAAUAGAUUAGCAUUAGCUCAUUAGAAUCACGACAACAAAAUACCCCAAAAAUAUUUUACACACAUCAUAGGUGUCCAUUACAAUCUAUACAUUAAUCGGAAUGCAUUAAUUGUCACUUGAAGUACUUGAAAACGUGAAUAAACUGUAAAUACAUUAUGCUCCAUACAUACAUACAUACAGUUGAAGUCGGAAGUUUACAUACACCUUAGCCAAAUACAUUUAAGCUCAGUUUUUCACAAUUCCUGACAUUUAAUCCUAGUAAAAA